ACUUUUUUUAUACACGGACACAAAUCUGAAAUUUGAUUGGCUACAAACGAACAGCUAACUUUAUUAAAAUAUGCCUGGUUUUGAUGUUUAUUUUAAAUAAAAUUAAAAGCUGCUUUUUAAUAUAGUUCACGUAAUCAGUUUGGGUUUGAAAUGGCGACGCUGGUUCUGGAUAACGGAGCGAAUUCGGCUAAAAUCGGCUACAGUUCGGAGAAAGUCAGCGUCAUCCCAAACUGUCAGUUUCGCUCAAAGACAUCCAGAUUAAAAACCUUCACGGCCAACCAGCUGGACGAGAUUAAAGAUCCUUCGGGUCUUUUCUACAUCCUCCCCUUUCAGAAGGGUUACCUGGUCAACUGGGACGUCCAGAGGAAAGUUUGGGAUCAUCUGUUUGGAAAAGAAAUGUUUAAGGUGGAGUUUGCAGACACCAGCAUCAUCAUCACAGAACCCUACUUCAACUUCAGCUCCAUUCAGGAGUCCAUGAACGAGAUCCUGUUCGAGGAGUACCAGUUCCAAUCGGCUCUUAGGAUCAACGCCGGCUCGCUCAGCGCUCAUCACUACUUCCACUCGAAGCCGUCGGAGCUCUGCUGCCUGGUGGUGGACUCGGGGUUCUCCUUCACCCACGUCGCCCCGUACUGCCGCAGCAAGAAACUGAAGGAGGGCAUCCGCAGGAUCAAUGUGGGAGGGAAGCUACUGACGAAUCACCUGAAGGAGAUCAUCUCGUAUCGGCAGCUUCAUGUGAUGGAUGAGACGUACGUGAUCAACCAGGUGAAAGAAGACGUGUGCUACGUGUCCCAGCACUUCUACAAAGACAUGGAGUCCGCUCAGUUGAAGGGAGAGGACAACACUUUGCUAAGGGAUUAUGUUCUUCCAGAUUUCAGCGCCAUUAAAAAAGGUUUCUGCAAGCCGCGAGACGAGAUGGUCUUCAGUGGAAAAUACAAGACGAGCGAGCAGAUUCUGAGGUUGGCCAACGAGCGCUUCGCUGUUCCUGAGAUGCUCUUCCACCCGUCCGACAUAGGCAUCCAGGAGACGGGGAUCCCCGAGGCCAUCGUGGACUCGGUCCAGUCGCUGCCAGAAGAGAUGCAACCUCACUUCUACCAGAACAUCGUUCUGACCGGAGGGAACACGCUGUUUCCAGGCUUCAGAGAACGUCUGGAGGCGGAGCUUCGAUCUCUUGUCCCCGCCCACCUCCCCGUGUCGGUGCUGCUGCCUACAAAUCCGGUCUGCUACCCGUGGGAAGGAGGGAAGCUGCUGGCUCACAGUCCAGACUACGAUGAGAUGGUGGUGAUGCGGGAGGACUACGAGGAGAACGGACACAUCAUCUGUGAAGAGAAGUUUGAUAUUUGAACAGAACCACAGACUGACGGGCUUUAAACGGAGAACCUUCUCUCUGCAGAUGUUUCAGAACAUCAGCGGAGCGUCUGAUCCUGUUGAACUGACUCCAGAACUUUCCCAUUCAACAACAAAGA
This is a messenger RNA of Nematolebias whitei (Rio pearlfish), 1463 nucleotides long. RefSeq names its product actin related protein 6 (gene actr6). Gene Ontology annotation, molecular function: nucleosome binding. NCBI's taxonomy places the organism in Eukaryota, Metazoa, Chordata, Actinopteri, Cyprinodontiformes, Rivulidae. The record is from RefSeq and is a predicted model, not a curated record. The transcript has 11 exons. Bases 151 to 1341 code for a protein of 396 amino acids. Gene Ontology annotation, cellular component: Swr1 complex.